Molecule: messenger RNA, 1026 nt
Organism: Castor canadensis (American beaver)
Lineage: Eukaryota; Metazoa; Chordata; Mammalia; Rodentia; Castoridae
Product: olfactory receptor 7G2-like
Biological process (GO): G protein-coupled receptor signaling pathway
Cellular component (GO): membrane
Molecular function (GO): olfactory receptor activity; G protein-coupled receptor activity
Source: RefSeq, a predicted model, not a curated record
AUGGAAGCAAAAAACCGAACUGUUAUUUCAGAAUUUCUUCUUCUGGGAUUGAGUAAUGAUUUAGAACUGAAGCCUCUCAUCUUCAGCAUCUUCCUGUCCAUGUACCUGGUCACCAUGUUGGGAAACCUGAUAAUUAUUCUGACCAUCAGCUAUUACUCCCACCUCCACACACCUAUGUAUUUCUUUCUUUCUAACCUAUCUGCUAAUGAUAUUUGUUUCAGCACAAGUACAAUCACAAAGAUGCUGCUGAAUAUUCAAAAGCAGGAUCAGAACAUCUCUUACAUAGGCUGCAUCAGCCAGGUCUGCUUUGUUUCAGUUUUUGGUGGUAUGGAAUAUUGUCUCAUUGCAGUGAUGGCCUAUGUUUGCUAUGUGGCCAUUUGUCACCCCCUGAGGUACAUAAUUAUCAUGAACCUCUGUCUCUGUGUCAUGCCAGUUCUGAUCUCUCUGUUCAUUAGCACUGCAGUUGCUCUGCUGCACAGUCUGAUGGUUUUGCGGUUGUCCUUCUGCACAGAACCAAAAAUCCCCCACUUCUUCUGUGAACUUGGUCAGAUCAAACUCUCAUAUUCUGAUCCUCUGAUCAAUAACCUCCUGAUAUUUGUUACAGUUUGUGUAUUUGGUGGUGUUCCUGUCACUGGAAUAAUUUUCUCUUAUGUUAACAUUGUUUUCUCUCUUCUGAGAAUGCCAUCAUCAAUAGGAAAGCAUAAAGCCUUUUCAACCUGUGGGUCUCACCUGUCUGUUGUAUCCUUGUUUUAUGGGACAGGUUUUGGGGUUUACAUUAGCUCUGCAGUUACUGACUCAUCCUGGAAGUCUGCAGUGGCUUCAGUGAUGUAUUCUGUAGUCCCCCAAAUUCUUAACCCCUUUAUCUACAGCCUGAGAAACAAGGAAAUGAAGGAAGCUCUGAGGAAACUUAUCAGCAUGACAACUUCUGUGAUGUAUCAAUUGUUAUGGGCUUGGGUUUCUAGAGUAAGUCUGUUUGAAAUAUGCCAGAAUGUGAGACACUUCUGCCAUUGUAUUCUUCCAAAAUGA